AUGACGCCGCCGGACAGACAGCUGACAAAGUCGACGACGACGCCCAUGACGCCGACCCCCCCCCCCGGCGGAACUGGACCGAGAGCCGGGUCCUCCCAAGAGGGCCGACGACCCGUUCAAUUUCGACGUCUGCGCAGACUUCAUGACGCCCUUCGUGGAGGACGCGAUGCUGAGCUCGGAAACGCCCGCCGUGAUCCCGGACGUCAUCUGCGGACCAGUCGAACCCCAUCCGGUCGAACCCCAUUGACCUUUCUUGCCGACACUGCCACGGGCUUGGGCUACUCGGAAGGAGCCAUGUUGGGAAGUACGAUCGGACUUUUAACCGUUUUCGGAAAUAUAAUUUUGGGGUAUUUGGGGGACAAGAAGUGGGCAAAUUCCGUGACGAUUUAUGGCUUGUGUAUUUCCAUUUGUGGCAUCGUGACUGGCCUGAUGCCCUGCCUCUUUGGAAAGUUGUUCAGCAUGGGGCUCACCUACUACUUCCUCGUCUUGCUCUGCGGAGUCUUUGGCUUGAUGAUUGCGGCAAAUUACUCACUCACACCCGUCAUCCUUCUUCAAGUCGUCAGUUUGGAAAAGUUUACCCCCGCGUACGGUCUCCUCCUACUCGUGCAAGGGAUCGGAAACUGAUCGGACCACCCAUCGCUGGCCUCCUGUACGACUACACGGGAAAGUACGCCUGGUCAUUUUGGAUCGCUGGGGGUGGAAUCUUCAUCUCCAACUUUUUCAUUCCCCGCCCUAAUCUAUCAACGCCAUCAAGCCCGGUACGAAGAGUCGACUUGGGACAUUUCCGCCAGUCGCAGCAGUGGACGCAGCAGCAGCAGCAGUUGUGAAGAAGGACGGGUUCAGAUCAUGGCGAUCGUGAUCGUGGUCUCUGACGCCACCACACCCGCCGCACGGACAUUCAUCCUGCAGUACAAGGAGGCAGGAGCAGGUGUGAUAAAUAAUGGCACGGCAGAGACGAAGAUAAGCAAUAACAAUUCGUCGUGAUAAGGUAGAGCCAAAUAUUUGAUAAUUUGUACUAA
Folsomia candida is the source of this 1019-nucleotide messenger RNA. RefSeq lists its product as uncharacterized. Gene Ontology annotation, molecular function: monocarboxylic acid transmembrane transporter activity. NCBI's taxonomy places the organism in Eukaryota, Metazoa, Arthropoda, Collembola, Entomobryomorpha, Isotomidae. Gene Ontology annotation, biological process: monocarboxylic acid transport. Bases 1 to 624 code for a protein of 207 amino acids. The transcript has 4 exons. The record is from RefSeq and is a predicted model, not a curated record.